Odontomachus brunneus is the source of this 586-nucleotide messenger RNA. RefSeq names its product neuropeptide-like 3. The transcript is spliced from 2 exons. Bases 93 to 329 code for a protein of 78 amino acids. The record is from RefSeq and is a predicted model, not a curated record. Lineage: Eukaryota; Metazoa; Arthropoda; Insecta; Hymenoptera; Formicidae.
CGGGAUUCCUUACUCCUAUAUAAGACGUACCACGUCGUAUUUUGGAGUAUUAUCGUACUGACUGCAAGCCAGACGGACAUACAAGCUACAACAUGUUCAAGCUGCUCUGCUUCCUCGCCUUCCUGGCAUUCGCCGCGGCCGCGCCUGCGCCCGCACCCGCACCCGCUCCGGGCGCGAUCAUCGGCGCCCCGCUGGUCACGUCUUACAACGCGCCCAUUGUCUCCGCGCCGUUGGCCUACAGCGCCUACAGCCUGCCGACUUACAGCGCGUACUCGGCGUACCCGGCCUUGCCGUACGCGUACAAGAGCUACGCGGCCUACCUCGCCUAAGAAGUAAUCGCCACACCGGGACCAGAGACACACUACCGCAUCAGGACCAAUCAUCUAGGACCACCAGCCCACCAAUCGAUCGAUCCAGCACAUCGUGCGCGAGAUCUCCUACCGAAAGCCGAUCGUCGGAUAUCCGCCUCGCGUCUCUCACCCUCUUCAUUUUCCCCCGUGCCCGAUCCCAACUCUUUCUUCAUCCGUUCGAAUAAUCCGCAUUCGCAUUCAUGAGACUCAGGAUCAAUAAAACCGCUUAAAAGCAA